AUGUGCGGUUUAGAGAGGAGGAUCAAAGGGGGAACAGAAGCCGAAGAGGAAGGUGACAUCAUGACAGGAAGUACUGCAGACAAGGAUAAAUACGGGCCGAACACCAGCGAAGAAGAAAAACACCUGUACCUUCAGUGAGAAAGCCAGAAAGCAUCAGGUGCAGAAGAUCAAACAUUCACAUCUGAAUAUCGACGGAGAAGAGACCAAACGUCAGGAUGGCUUCAGCUAAUAACUCCUCCAAAGUCACGCUUUUCUGUGUGGUGGCGAUGAUGAUGAUGAUGAAGAUGAUGAUGGUGGAGGCAGCAGCAAUGCCCAAAGUAGGCGGCCAAUCAAAACACCCGAAGACCCACACCGAGGCCUCUGAUGGUGCGGAGGCGGAAAUGAUCCCGCUGCAAAUCGACAACAAGUUCUUGAAUCAUUACAGAAGUGUUCGGCCGCUGCAGAACGCCUCCGUCUCCCCGUGGACCUACAACAUAACUAACGAUGCCACCCUCGUGCCUCCCUUCCUGUCCGAGGCUCGCUGUCUUCUGCGCGGCUGCCUGGAUUUGGACGGUGUCGAGGACUUGAACCUGGAAUCCCGACCCAUAAUGCACCAGGUGAUGAUGCUGCGGCGCGUCAAAUCCAAGGGGGCAGAGACUGGGUACCACUACAGGCUGGAGUCCCGCCUCCUCGCCGUGGGAUGCACCUGCGUCCGGCCCACCGUCCAGUACCAGGACUGAAUCAGAAUGGAAAACCAGCAAAAAACAUCUCUAUUUAUCUGACUUUAAAUUGGUUUAAAUUAUGGUUUUGUAUUAUUUAUGUUGUAUAGGUAGAACUUAUAUCUACAGCUCGAGUCAUAUAUUAGCUUUACAGAACAUUAGCCACCUUUAGCUUAGCGGCGGUGACCGUGCUGUAGUUCCUUUAUAAUUAACGUAUUUUAUGAUGUAUUUAUUUAACUCCCAAGAUAGUAAUUUUUUAGACGUAGAUCUGAGAGUCGUCUGCAUAGAGGGUCAAACCUGGAUUCAACUGCUGCAGAAUAAUAGAAAAACGAAAGGACAUAAAGGUUCAAAUAAAAGUCCAUAACAGUCAUAGUAAUGAUAGUAAAUCACAAAUAUUACUUAUUUUGAUUUAGAAGUUGGAAUCCAAAUACGCGUAAUUAAACCAAAUUUCAUACAGAAAAUAUGACUUUCUGAUUGAGUUGAGAUAAGGACUUGCUGUAUAUUUAAAAUAAGUAGUGAGUAUCUCAGAAUUUCUAGCACCAAUUACCAGAUAAAACAUAAUUUCCCUGAUUUAAAUGUGUAUUUGUUCUUCAAUAAUCUGCUUAUUUCCCAUAUGUAUUUAUAUUCUAACUACAGUCCGGAGCUGGAGUUUAAAAGCUCUCAGAUGAUCAUUGGAUGUUUUUCGUAUAUGAUGUUUAUUUAUCGGUGUAGUUUAUUUAAAAUGAAUAUUUAACUGAGGUAUUUAUUGGAGGUUUUGUAUUACUGUUAAUGUAUUUAUUUGACUC
Notothenia coriiceps (black rockcod) is the source of this 1483-nucleotide messenger RNA. RefSeq names its product interleukin-17F-like. Gene Ontology annotation, molecular function: cytokine activity. The coding region runs from base 216 to 719 and encodes 167 amino acids. NCBI's taxonomy places the organism in Eukaryota, Metazoa, Chordata, Actinopteri, Perciformes, Nototheniidae. The record is from RefSeq and is a predicted model, not a curated record. Gene Ontology annotation, biological process: inflammatory response. The transcript is spliced from 3 exons. Gene Ontology annotation, cellular component: extracellular region.